AUGUCUUCUAGCUGCAAAACGUUACCUUUGUACUCUAAAUCAGAGUUUGAAAAGCACGUUAAACCCAACCAGUGUUGGGUCAGUAUUGAUCAGAGGAAGAUCUACAAUGUUUCGAAGUUCUUGGAUGAAAAUCCAGAGGGAUAUCAAUAUGUUUUGGAUCAUGCCGGCCAAGAUGUCACUCAGUUGUUAAAAGACAUGCAGACCGAUGAACCAACUGAUUUAGCUCAUCAGCUUUUAUCCGAUGCUUACUUGAUAGGGUAUUUGGCAACGAGUGAAGAGGAGAGGAAAUUGUUGACCAACGCUAACCAUGUUGUAGAAGUUAAGCCAGCCAACGGUAACAGGGUGGAUUCAGGUUUUGUGAAGAAAUUGCCAACAGAGGAGAAAUUAGCCAUUGCGACAGACUUUAAAACUGAUUAUGAGAAGCACCAUUUUUUAGAUUUGGACAAGCCUUUGUUUAUGCAGGUGUUGUUCGGUAACUUUACGAAGGAGUUCUACAUUGAUCAGGUUCACAGGCCACGGCACUACGGGAAGGAAUCUGCUCCCUUAUUUGGUAACUUCUUGGAACCUUUAUCUAAGACUUCUUGGUGGGUCAUACCAAUCGUCUGGUACCCGUGUGUCAUUUAUUACAUCAGAACGGCUCUACUCAACAUAUCCACCCCUUUGGCUUUGUUUUUGUUUGGUGUUGGUGUCUUUGUAUGGACAUUAAUUGAAUACGGACUACACAGAUUUUUGUUCCACUUUGAUGAUAGGAUGCCCGAAUCUAAUAUUGUCUUUACUCUUCAUUUCUUACUACACGGUAUCCAUCACUAUUUGCCUAUGGAUAAGUACAGAUUGGUUAUGCCUCCGGCCUUGUUCUUGGCCUUGUGUUACCCUUUCUACAAACUGGUGUUUUCUAUUUUGCCUUACUACUGUGCUUGUGCUGGUUUUGCUGGAGGGUUAUUUGGCUAUGUGGGCUACGAUGUCACGCACUACUUCCUUCACCAUCGCAAACUACCACCGUUCAUGAGAAAGUUGAAGAAAUAUCACCUAGAACAUCAUUACAAAAACUAUGAACUUGGAUUUGGUGUGACUUCUUGGUAUUGGGACAAAGUGUUCAAUACAUACUUGAGUCCGACUGCACCUUUAUCCAGGGCGAAAUAUGACUGA
This is a messenger RNA of Eremothecium cymbalariae DBVPG#7215, 1146 nucleotides long. RefSeq names its product fatty acid alpha-hydroxylase (gene SCS7). The transcript has a single exon. NCBI's taxonomy places the organism in Eukaryota, Fungi, Ascomycota, Saccharomycetes, Saccharomycetales, Saccharomycetaceae. The record is from RefSeq and is a predicted model, not a curated record. Gene Ontology annotation, molecular function: fatty acid 2-hydroxylase activity; iron ion binding. Gene Ontology annotation, biological process: fatty acid metabolic process; lipid biosynthetic process. Bases 1 to 1146 code for a protein of 381 amino acids. Gene Ontology annotation, cellular component: endoplasmic reticulum; membrane.